Messenger RNA from Antechinus flavipes (yellow-footed antechinus), 1078 nucleotides. Its product is annotated as synaptonemal complex central element protein 1-like. Lineage: Eukaryota; Metazoa; Chordata; Mammalia; Dasyuromorphia; Dasyuridae. Gene Ontology annotation, cellular component: synaptonemal complex. Gene Ontology annotation, biological process: synaptonemal complex assembly. The coding region runs from base 29 to 997 and encodes 322 amino acids. The record is from RefSeq and is a predicted model, not a curated record. The transcript has 11 exons.
AUCAGGCCAGUCCUCUACCUAAAAUCCGAUGAAAAGCCCUGGGGGGAAGCGUUUCCCAGAAAUGACCACAUACAGUCCUUUUACCUUCUUUUCCCUUUCCUUCACAGCACAGACCAGAAGUCCCAAGAAAGAAGAAGAAUUGCUGUUGACAGUGAAAAGGCUGAAGCAAGAAGGAAACCUAGAGCCUAGGAUUGAAAACAUGAUCAGCAGAAUUACUGAACUACGGCAGGUGAGCUUGGAGGAGGCACAGGUGAAAGAAGUCCUGAGCAAGAAGCAAGAAACUCUGAGGACCCUUUCCCUGCACUGCCAGGAAAAAGAAACUGAGGCUCUCAGGCAGCUGGCAAUGACUAGGAGAUGCAAGAAGAGGAUAACCGAGCUCAGCUCUAAAAUCCAGGAAGAAAGACUCAAGAAAAGGAAUCAAAUGAUGGAGUUUGGCCAGCAACUAGAGGGAAUGAUGGAGAAGCACAAGGCCCUCUGGGAAUUCCACAGGGCAGACAGACUGUCCCAGGAAAUGCGCGUCAUCAGCCGCCACAAGGAGCAGCUGCUGAUGGAGGAGAGGCGCAGUCAGGAGAAGCCUGGCAGCAUCCAGGCCCAGCUGGGCGCGUUGAGCGGGCCUGAGGGCGGGGCCGAAGCCCCAGCUGCCAGCGGUGUGGAUGCCUUCCUGCGCAGUGCCGAGGCUGCUGCGGCCGUGCAACUGCUUGAAGAAGAGAACAAGAAAGCCACAGAAUUCCUGGAGGCAGCUGCUCUACGCUAUCGCCAGCUGCAGCAGAAAUACCAGAGGAUGAAGAAGCAGCUGGAAGCUGUUGGCCACAGCGGCAUGGGAGGGUCUCAGGAGAGAAGCCCAGAGGGGGCUGCUGGAGGGGAAAGCAGCCUUGUUACCGAGGCUGUCAUGGAGAUUCCCCAAAAAGAUCAGCAAGCCAAGCCUGGCAUUGGCCACCCCGCUGGCUCAUCCCAGAGAGAGGUUCACGGGGAAUCGGAGCGCCCGUCACCUCAGUGAGACGAAGCUUUGUCUGCACCGCGCUGGAGACCCUUUGCCUUGUAGCUUGGCCUCCCUGAAUAAAGAAUUCCUCCCUCUCUG